Molecule: messenger RNA, 3062 nt
Organism: Leguminivora glycinivorella
Lineage: Eukaryota; Metazoa; Arthropoda; Insecta; Lepidoptera; Tortricidae
Exons: 2
Coding region: 274-1878 (534 amino acids)
Molecular function (GO): nucleic acid binding; zinc ion binding
Source: RefSeq, a predicted model, not a curated record
GUAUAUAGGUAGGCAGUUAUGAACCUACCGCCAUUCAGUCUCAUAAUAAACAGCUUGCGAAACGGACGUGUGACUUUCCUUUAAUGCACCUAUGCACAUAUAUUACAUUGGCGAUCGACGGUUAAAUUAUGGACUAUUGAUGCGUGCAAAGACAUACGAGUGUUUUUUUUUUUAUUUGUUAAUGUUUGUUCGUAACGUGAUAAGUGCAUAUGAGUUAAACUACGGUGCGGUUAAUUGUGGGCCUGUGUGUAUCGCGGUACAUAUAAGUACAAAAUGUCGGUUGGAAAGAUCAAGGCUUUUGAAGUAGCUUCUGGUAAUUGGACAAUGUACAUCGAGCGUCUGGAGAUGUAUUUUAAAGCAAACGACAUUAAGGAAGAUGUACAAUUACCUACGCUAAUUGCAGUUAUGGGCACAGACGCAUACGAAUUGUUGAGAAAUCUAACCAGCCCUAAAAAGCCUGGGGAUUUGAAAUACACUGACGUCGUUAAAAUAAUGCAAGACCAUGUGGAACCUAAACCUUCAUUUAUGGCCGAGAGGUAUCGUUUUCGACUGCGGCGCCAAGGGGCAGAGGAAUCCGUGGCACAGUAUCUCACGGAACUCAAGAAGUUGUCGAAGCACUGCGAGUUCGACUCGUCAUCAUUAGAGGACAAUCUCCGUGAUCAAUUUACGUGUGGAUUAAAAAGUGACACUAUAAAACAACGUCUCUUUGCCGAGAAAAAUCUAACCUAUGCGAGAGCGGUAAGCCUCGCGCUCUCGUUGGAAGCGGCGGAGAGGGACGCGGCUACGGUAGAACGCCCGUGUGCGAGCGAGAGCACCGUAGGCAGAUCAGAUAUGGCGUCCGUAAAUGCGAUCACACCGGGACCACGUGGCGGAAAUAUAGGCAGUAAUCGGAACAACAGUGCCAGUGCUAGCAAUAUGCAGAACAAUGCGCCCAAAUGUGCAGUUUGUGGACGGCAAGACCACCGCGAAGCAGCGUGCCGCUAUAAGAACUUCACGUGUAGCAAGUGUGGUUCCGUGGGCCAUCUGAGGCGGGUAUGCCCGUCUUGGGGAUCGGCUAGCGGCAGUAGCGGCCAGGGAGCGCCCGGCGGGCGCGGGCCGGGCGCCGCCGGCAGGCGCGGCGCGGCCGCGGGGGCGCGGCGCGGGCGGCGCGCCCUGCACCACGUCCAGGCCACUUAUGAGACUCCAGGGGCCGACGAGGACAAUUCGUCGGAAACUGAAUUGGAAGAAAAUUUGCAUCACCUAUGUUUAAACGACUACAGACCGGUAAGCAUGUCUAUGCACGUAGACAACAUCAUAUUAGACAUGGAAAUCGAUACGGGCUCCCCGAUAUCCUGCAUUAGUGAGGCAAACUAUUAUAAAUAUUUUAGGCAUAGGCCUAUAAGGCCUUUCAAAUUGUCAUUCACUUUUCUUGAUGGGAGUAAAUUCAAACCGUUGGGAAUUAUAAGACCGGAGGUUGUUUAUGAAGGUACAUUAAAAAAGUUGGAACUGUUCGUCGUUGAGGGGGGUACGACCACCAUUUUAGGCCGGCAAUGGCUAAAAGAGCUAGGAAUUAGGAUACCUGUGUUAAAUUGUCAGAUCGAGAGUAAUAAUGAAUUGUGUAAAUUACUCGACAGAUAUAAGGAGCUGUUUAGCGGCGGUUUGGGGCGGUUCACGGGCGGCAAGGCGACGCUUCGCGUGAAGGAGGGCGCGGCGCCGGUGUACUGUCGCGCGCGCCCGCUGCCCUACGCGCUGCGGGACCGGGUGGACCACGAGCUGGACGAGAUGCUGCGCAGCGGCGUCAUCGAGCCCGUCGACACCUCGGAGUGGGCUACGCCUCUGGUGCCGAUCCAUCAGCUUUACUCUUACCACAAGACAGACCAUUGGCACCAGAGAACAUGACAAGAGAAGCCGCGCCCACUCCAGGUACGCCAGAGCAAGCGGAGUCGUGGGCGACACCGCCCGGCACCCCGGGCCCGACACACCGGGCCACGACGCCCGGCGGCGCGCGCCGCAGUACACCGCCGACACCGACCGCCGGUCCCGGUAACUAUCUCCAAACGUCGCCCUUGCCGCCCCCGGAACCGCCUCAACCCCGUCAUGUGAGAGAGUGCCGGAUUUUAAAUCCACCGAAAUACAAAUUUUAAGGAUUUACGUUAGGUGUAUUUAGUUCUUGUUAUGUGUGUAAUCUCAAUUUACCAUUGUACACUUUAUCGCGUUGCAAUAACGUUCACGAAAGGUCCCUUAGAGGUGUUGAUUAAAAAACUUAAUAUAAGUUACCUAUGUACCUACUCAUACGUACAGAUAGUAUUUUAAGUGGGAUGAGUAGAUACUGGUUACCCAAGUACAUAUUAUAAAUAUUAUAUACCUACUCAUAUACCUACAUUUUCAUAUACCUACAUUUUUAAUUUUAAUUACUCACGUUAAAUUUGUGUAAACCCCUUACUACAUGCAAAAAAAAAAAAAAAAUUGAAAUUUGAACUUAAAGUAGACGUCAAGUUGUGUAUGUGUAUCAUAUUUGCUUCGAAUGCAGUAAGGAGUUUUUAAUACCAUGUAAGUGCAUCAUUAAGUUGGUAAAAUUCAGAGUUAAUACUAAGUUAAACUUGUAUUUUUUAAUUUCAAUAAUUAGGAACUUACCUAGAUACCUGAAAAAUUACAUUUAUUUACUUAUACUUAAUAAUAAAUAAAUACCUGUUUAAUACGUUCAUAUACCUACCUACAACGUAUCAGCUGAUUUGCGUUCCGGUUUAGAUUUAAUACGCAUGCCCUUGUUGUGGUUACCCAUGUAUACCUAUACAUGUAUGAGGCAAUCCAGCUGUGCAUUAUGACGUGUAUCUAGGUAUAGGUACAAAUUGUUUACGUUAUAUUAAGAGGAGAGUAAGAUAUAGUGGUUUUGUUUGUUAUAGAUUUUAACGGAUAAUUUUCUUUAACGAUGAACUAUGAUUAGACUUUUUGCUGGCCGACUGAGAGUUGACCUUUUUUUCAUUUUGUAAUAAUACCUAUGUUAGAUUUAAGAAGAGAGUAAUGAUAUGUAUAUAGGUAGGCAGUUAUGAACCUACCGCCAUUCAGUCUCAUAAUAAACAGCU